Helianthus annuus (common sunflower) is the source of this 549-nucleotide messenger RNA. RefSeq lists its product as uncharacterized. Bases 1 to 549 code for a protein of 182 amino acids. The record is from RefSeq and is a predicted model, not a curated record. Lineage: Eukaryota; Viridiplantae; Streptophyta; Magnoliopsida; Asterales; Asteraceae. Gene Ontology annotation, molecular function: nucleic acid binding; zinc ion binding. The transcript has a single exon.
AUGUCUCGAUUGGUUCCUUACCUAGUGACGCCGGAACCAAAGCGAAUCGCCCGCUUCAUUAGGGGUUUAGCCCCAGAAAUCAAAGCUAGUGUCAAGGCCUCUCGACCGACUACUUUUAGGUCAGCAGCUGAUUUAUCUCUAUCCCUCACUCUGGCUGCAGUCAGGCUGAGAUCGCUUAAGAGCUCUGAAGAAGGAAAGAGGAAGCGUGAGGAUGAUAACUCACGACGGUCUGAGAAGAAGCAUAAAGGUAACACAGACCACAAGAAGAAGUCUGAGUCUAACAAGGGUAGCCAGCAGACAGAUGAGAAGCCAAAGUGCAAAACUUGCCAAAAGCGUCAUUUUGGAAAAUGCAGGUUUGAGUCAAAGUCUCAGUUAAAGCCGAUUGCAUGUGGGUUAUGCAAGUCCAAGGAUCACAAGACAUUAGACUGCAAGAAAAUAAAGGAUGCGACGUGCUAUAAGUGUAAUGAAAAAGGACACAUCAAGACCAACUGCCCUAAAUAUGCCAAAAAGCCUGAAGAGGUCAAGAAGACCAAUGCAAGGGUCUUUUGA